This is a messenger RNA of Heteronotia binoei (common prickly gecko), 2985 nucleotides long. RefSeq names its product cytochrome P450 20A1. Gene Ontology annotation, molecular function: oxidoreductase activity, acting on paired donors, with incorporation or reduction of molecular oxygen; heme binding; monooxygenase activity. The record is from RefSeq and is a predicted model, not a curated record. The transcript has 13 exons. NCBI's taxonomy places the organism in Eukaryota, Metazoa, Chordata, Lepidosauria, Squamata, Gekkonidae. Gene Ontology annotation, cellular component: membrane. Bases 493 to 1884 code for a protein of 463 amino acids.
AGUCAGUUCCGCGGGGCUCAGCUCAAAGUGCACCGGGAUUGCGGCCGCAGCCUCCGCGGAAAGCGUGCCUCGGAAGGCAACUUUGUCGGGAGAGAAAGGGGUCUAGGCGCCCAUCCGUCCCCCGCUCCCUUUGCGCAAAGCACCCACGCUGCAAACUUUCCCGUUUGCGCGACGGAAGGAUUCGCACUCACGGCCCCAGGAAGUCCUGGAUGUGUCGCUGGCAGUGCUCCAGGUAAGCCCCGCCGUGCAGCGUCGAGUUGGAGACCAGCAGCAGCCGCCGAUGCUUCGCCAUCUGCGCAGCCGCUCGAACCCAGCCAGGCGGCGGGAGGCGCAAAGAAGCCAGGCCGGCCGGGGCGCAAAUCCGCCUUCUCUUCCUCCUCCUCGGCUCGAUUGCUCUCGCCUCCUGGGGGGCGGCCCCAUCGCCGCCCCACCCCGCCAAGGAGGAGGAAGCCCCACCUCGGGACGUGGCCGAGAAGCAGCGGCGGCGGCAGCAUGCUGGACUUCGUCAUCUUCGCCGCCACCUUCUUGCUCCUCCUGGUGGGCGCCGUCCUCUACCUCUACCCGGCUUCCAGGCAGGCUUCUGGUAUCCCAGGACUGACUCCGACUGAUGAAAAAGAUGGGAACCUCCCAGAUAUCGUUACCAGCGGCAGCUUGCACGAGUUCCUGGUGAACCUCCACGAGAAGUAUGGCCCAGUUGUCUCCUACUGGUUUGGGCGGCACCUGGUCAUCAGCCUGGGGUCCAUCGACGUCCUGAAGCAGCACAUCAACCCCAACAGGACGUCGGAUCCUUUUGAAACGAUGCUGAAGUCCUUGCUGCGGUAUCAGUCGGGCCUCGGCGGAGAUAUGGGCGAGAGCUGCCUGAGGAAAAAGCUGUAUGAAACUGGAGUGGCCAAGUCACUGCAGAGUAACUUUCCAACCAUCCAGAAGCUGUCGGAAGAACUGCUAGCCAAGUGGCUGUCCAUCCCAGAGUCCCAGCACGUGCCUCUCAGCCAGCACAUGUUGGGGUUUGCGAUGAAAGUGGUGACCCAGAUCGCGAUGGGCAGUCGGUUUGAAGAUGACCAGGAAGUAAUCCGAUUCCGCAAGAACCACGAUGCGAUAUGGGCAGAAAUUGGGAAGGGGUUCUUGGACGGGUCGCUUGACAAAAGCGUGACCAGAAAAAAGAUGUAUGAAAGCGCUCUGAUGGAGAUGGAGCUGGUCUUGAAGAAAGUCAUCAAAGAGCGGCAGGGCAAGAACUUUAAUCGGCAUAUCUUCAUCGACUCUUUGCUACAGGGCAACCAGAGCGACAAGCAGGUAUUGGAAGACACAAUGAUAUUCUCCCUGGCAGGGUCUAUAAUCACUGCCAAGUUGUGCACUUGGGCAGUGUACUUCUUGACUACUUCCAAAGAAGUUCAGCAGAAGCUUUACAAAGAGCUGGACCAAAUUCUCGGAAAGGGACCCAUCACGUAUGCGAAAAUCGAGCAGCUCAGAUACUGCCGGCAGGUCCUGUGUGAGACGGUGAGGACCUCGAAGCUGACGCCCAUCGCUGCCCGGCUGCAGGAGCUCGAGGGCAAGGUUGACCAGCACGUUAUUCCAAAAGAGACCCUGGUGCUGUAUGCCCUCGGUGUGGUGCUGCAGGACAGCUCAGCCUGGCCGUUGCCUUACAAGUUUGAUCCAGACAGAUUCAACGAUGAAACUGCCAUGAAAAAUCUUUCUCUCUUGGGCUUUUCAGGGAGCCAGGAGUGCCCCGAGCUGAGGUUUGCCUAUAUGGUAGCUACCGUAUUGCUGAGUGCAGUGGUGAGGAAACUGCACCUGCAGCCCGUGGAAGGACAAGUUAUAGACAUCAAAUAUGAGCUAGUCACCUCACCCAAGGAGGAAGCGUGGAUAACUGUGUCCAAGAGAAACUGAGGCAAAAAGGGAAACCCGUUCUCACAAGAAGAGCCCCCUGGCCCCACUCCCUGCCUUCCAGCAGCUUCGUCAUUCUAAAUCCACUUCAGUCAUUUUCCCUCUUCCUUUGACAAUGAGAGAAGAUUACCUUUUGCUGCGAAUGUGACUCUGUGAAGACGGAAGUCAUGCGGGAGGAGAAUACUGUAGGCUAGAAAAAAUUGUAGACCGUCCAUUCUGCCCCUCCCCCACUCCCAUUCCUCCUGAUUUGGAAGCCUUUAACCUCUGUUGAGUGUCCCGUUGUGGUAGAAGAACUCUGCACGUGCACCAAGGAACUCUCUUUGGAAGGCCCUUUUUUAUGGCUCAGGUGAAUGCCUGGACAGGAACAUGCAUUUGAGGGCUAGAUCCCAAUGAGCUUACAGAAAAUAAAGGCUUCACACUGUCCUUUUGCCAAGCGAGGGCAGAGAUAUGAAGCACAUUUUUCAGGAACGACGGUGUGAAACCCGGCAGCUCUCCCCCCCUUGCCCUCUUUCUCACUCGGUCUCGUUGCCCUGCUGUGAUGGAGAAAGUGAAUGUUACAGGCUGUGGAACAAAAGUGGAUAAAUCUAUAGAUGAGUGUGUGCUUUCUAAAGCUCGUAUUUAAUUACCAACGGAGAUGGAGAUGACAGCAAUGAAGAUCCUGUGAAUUUAGGGGGAGGUAUUUGUGAGUUUCCUGCAUUGCGCAGGGGGUUGAACUAGGUGACCCUGGGGGUCCCUUCCAACUCUGAUUCUAUGUUUUACCUACCAGUUGGUGUUCGUAAUCAGAUCUUUAAUCCAAUCAAUAUUGGGCACGGCUGAGCCCUUUCGAAAACAAUUGAACAAAUGUCCUGACCAGGAUAACCCAGGCAAGCCUGAUCUCGUCAGAUCUCGGAAGCUAAACAGGGUCGACUCUGGCAAGUACAUGGGGGACCUCCAAGGAAUACUAGGUCUGGGAUGCAGAGGCAGGCAAUACAAGCCACCUCUGAAUAAUGUCCUACUAGGGGCCGCCAGACGUCACCAUGACUUUCAGGCAUGCAAGCGUGUGAGCGCAUGCGUGCACGCACACACACUUUAAAAAUAUUUUUUAAAAUAAAAACAUUGAGCAAA